Heterobasidion irregulare TC 32-1 is the source of this 906-nucleotide messenger RNA. RefSeq lists its product as uncharacterized. The record is from RefSeq and is a predicted model, not a curated record. Gene Ontology annotation, biological process: 'de novo' UMP biosynthetic process; 'de novo' pyrimidine nucleobase biosynthetic process. Gene Ontology annotation, molecular function: orotidine-5'-phosphate decarboxylase activity. Gene Ontology annotation, cellular component: cytosol. NCBI's taxonomy places the organism in Eukaryota, Fungi, Basidiomycota, Agaricomycetes, Russulales, Bondarzewiaceae. The coding region runs from base 1 to 834 and encodes 277 amino acids. The transcript is spliced from 3 exons.
AUGGCCUACCUUCAAUCGUAUGCUGCUCGGGCGAAAAACCACACCAACCCAGCCGCAAAGCAACUACUAGAUACGAUAGAACGCAAGAAGUCCAACCUCUGCGUCAGCGUCGAUGUCACAAAGUCGCUUGAUUUCCUCAUGGUCAUCGACACCGUCGGUCCCUACGUCUGUCUCAUCAAGACUCACGUCGACAUAAUCGAGGACUUUGACCCGUCGUUGAUCGACCGCCUCGUCGAGCUAAGCAAAAAGCACGACUUCCUCAUCUUCGAGGACCGCAAAUUUGCUGACAUCGGAAAUACCGUCGCACUGCAGUACUCUGCGGGAGUACACAAGAUCGCCUCCUGGUCCCAUAUCACGAAUGCACAUCCCGUCCCUGGGCCUUCGGUCGUGACGGGACUCGCAUCCGUGGGCAAGCCCCUCGGCCGCGGAUUGCUUCUCCUCGCCGAGAUGUCGACUGCCGGCACCCUCGCGCGCGGCGCCUACACCGAAAACGCCGUUCGCAUGGCGCGCAACCACCUCGAUUUUGUCGUCGGGUUCAUCGCCCAAAGGCGGAUGGACGGGGUCGCCCUCUCCGAUGGUGCCAGAGAGACGACACAAGAGGAUUUCCUGAUCUUGACCCCUGGUGUAGGGCUCGAUGUGAAGGGCGAUGGGAUGGGCCAGCAGUAUCGCACGCCGAGGGAGGUGGUGCUGGAGAGCGGAUGCGACGUGAUCAUAGUAGGGAGAGGCAUCUACGGGAAGCCCGGGAGUCUAGAUGUGUCAAAGGUGCAUGCUCAGGCUGAGAGGUAUAAGGAGGCAGGGUGGGCCGCGUAUCUCGAAAGGCUGCAGCAGAAAUAAAAGUGCCAAGGCACAUAAUUUAUGACAUUACAACUGUAUCAAAUACAAUCCAUCAGUGUGCUUGUACCGUCC